Bursaphelenchus xylophilus (pine wood nematode) is the source of this 1108-nucleotide messenger RNA. NCBI's taxonomy places the organism in Eukaryota, Metazoa, Nematoda, Chromadorea, Rhabditida, Aphelenchoididae. The record is from the annotation of a GenBank genome assembly.
AUGUUCGUCUGUUUGUCCGAUGACACAAUUUUCGAAGCGAGUUGCAUCGAAAUCCGGGCCUUAAGUGGCCCCCCGACUACUCCAGAAGCCGCCCCCAAUGUUUGUCGCGGAAUCCGCGUUUCGCGUGAAAAACCCGUACGACCGAAACGCGCGCUGUUUUCAGGCGAUGAAGUCGGUCUUCCUGGCUCUGUUGCUGGCCUUGCUGGCCGUUCACGCCGAGGGCCAAUGCUGUUGUUGCCAGCAACCGCAACAGAUGCAGAUGCAAAUGGCACAGCCCUGUUGUUGCUGUCCGCAACCGCAGCCUCAGCCCUGCUGCUGUUGUUGUCCACAGCAGCAGCAGCAACAGCAGCCGACACAGGUUCAGUUGGUGAUCAUGCCGCCGAAACAGCAGGAGCAGAAGUGCUGUUGUUGCUGCCCGCAGCCACAGCCCCAGCCAAUGUGUUGUUGUCCGCAACCGCAGCCACAGCCCUGCUGCUGUUGUCCGCAGCCACAGCCGCAACAGCAGCCCUGUUGUUGCUGUUGUCCACAGCCCCAGCCUCAGCCCCAAUGUUGUUGCACGCAAUUGGUCGCUAUUAUGCCGAUGCCCACCACUACCACCCCGAAACCAACCACCACAACGGCUGCUCCACAACAGUGUAAGUGAUAUUCAGUUCGUAUAUCGUCGUUUAAAUAGGAUUAGCAGGAAUUUUAAACGUAUUUUUCUUAAAAAUUUAGGAGAUUUUGAGGAUUACAUUAAAAAAACUGAUCCAUUUUUGUUUUCUGCUGUUUUCAGAGCAGAGGUUAACUCUUUAUGACCGCAUAUUCCUCUCUAUUAUAUAUUUUCAAAACAUCUUUAGGCUGUCUGAUCCCCAUUGGCCAAGUCAUGAUCCCCUGCUGUCAGCAGCAACAACAACAGCCCCAGCCCUGCUGCUGCUGUUGUCCUCAACAAAUGGGCAAGAAGAGAAGAAGACGGUCGCUGGGCAUGUUCUACGGGCCCAUGAUUGAGCACAAGCCCUCCUUCAGCGCCCCGAUGGCUGGCUGUGGAUCCUGCGCCUGUGAUUGCCAACCGGCGGCCUCGAGUUUGGGAGAGAUUCUGAUGCCCAAAAAGUUCUUCGCCGUCUCCAAAUAA